AUGAUCACAGUUACUGUUUCCACGCUGACUCUAACAUCUUCUGCGUCUGCUUCAAAGACUAAUGUAACGGUUGUUGGAAGUACCAUUACUAGAACGCUGCCGUGGUCAACAGGGUCAUCAGCUCUUUCUGGUACCGUCAUCUCGCCAUCGCCAUCAUCGUCCGCGAAUCACACAAGUGGUAACACGACCCGGAUGGUCACGACUAUUGUUGAAACAAUAUCUGGGCCAACAACCAGCACCGGGCCGCAAUGGACUAAUACCACUACCGUCGCGACGGAUCAUGAGUCCAGUCACACGGGCAGCGUUAUCGUCACGACGCUCUACCCGAACAGCACCACUGCAACUCCUCCCUGCACUCAUUCAUGGGUAUACCCAUAUCCCAACAUCAGUGACAGCACAACCACCUGCACCCGCUUCCCAAGCGGAAACACGACGCUCACUCGAUGCUGGGCUAUGCCAUUGACAACAGGCGCGCCAGAGUCUUCGCUUCGGCCAACCCCGUUGUAUACAUCCACUUGCAACACGACAGGCACAGCGAAUGGCACAUAUGCAAACGCAACAGUUGCUUAUACUCGAACCCAUACUUACCCUUAUCCGCUCCCGACAACAUUUGAGACUUCAACUACAUCAAAGGAUCAUGAGUCCGGCUCCAAGGGAUUUGCCUACCCCGUGCCCACAGUGGCGAUCCCAUCAGAAGAGACAAUGCCGCGCAACCCAAACUAUCCUUGGGGAGCAGGUUCGCCACUGCAUCGUCACCAGAAUGUGACUGGUCUGGGUGACGGCAUCCUCGGCGGCAGGAGUGUUCUCGUCGACUGGGGCAAGACGGCCGUGCAUCGCCUCAAGGCGCUUUUCAAGAAGCACGUUGAUGAAGACGAACAAGGUGGAGAAGAAGAAGAGUAAUAGUGAAAAAGGAGAGUUGACUUUGGAGUGUUUACUUUUUUGAAGUCUGACUGUACCUUGGUUGUAUUACUCUAUAAUCCUGUUGGAUGCGAAGAAACGGGGCGAUUUGGGUUGAUUUGAUAUAUGGGACUGUUGGAACGAUAAUCAUCAUAUUUGCUUUUUUUCUUCUCUUUUUUUUUUAAUGGGAAAGUUUUCAAGGUUGGGUCCUUACAAGGUAUAGGGGAUUAUUUAUGGAAAGGGGGCAUGGAAUGGCAUAGUAUUGCAAUCUUAGGAGAGCCAUGGUAGAUGGCGACUCGUGGAUGUUUGCUGU
Messenger RNA from Trichoderma atroviride IMI 206040, 1210 nucleotides. The record is from RefSeq and is a predicted model, not a curated record. Lineage: Eukaryota; Fungi; Ascomycota; Sordariomycetes; Hypocreales; Hypocreaceae.